Daktulosphaira vitifoliae (grape phylloxera) is the source of this 2719-nucleotide messenger RNA. Its product is annotated as free fatty acid receptor 4-like. Gene Ontology annotation, cellular component: membrane; neuron projection. Gene Ontology annotation, molecular function: peptide binding; neuropeptide Y receptor activity. NCBI's taxonomy places the organism in Eukaryota, Metazoa, Arthropoda, Insecta, Hemiptera, Phylloxeridae. The coding region runs from base 754 to 1977 and encodes 407 amino acids. The record is from RefSeq and is a predicted model, not a curated record. The transcript has 4 exons. Gene Ontology annotation, biological process: G protein-coupled receptor signaling pathway.
AGUAUAUUUACUUACAUAUAAUGUUUUGAUUUUGAAAACGUUUUUUACCUUCGCAAUAAGAAUUUAACGGAAACUCGCUAUUUUUCGUUAUGGCCGAGUAAAAACUGUAAUUAAUUUUCUUUACAGAAGUUAUUGAACCCGCGAAAAAGUUGUCUUGCCAACUUUAAGCAAUCAAUAUUCUUUGGAGAUAACCUCAAAGGAUUAGAGUCGUCAUUCAUAGCAUUUGGAUAAUGAAAUCAAUUAAAGUUAUCUUGAAGUUUGUUGAGCGACACGUGCGAAAUUGAUAUUAAGUAUAAGCUGUAACUGUUAAUACUCUUGACGGCGUGAUAGUCAAAGUGCAACACCAACAGCUGUCGCUUGGCCAGGACACACGUUCUAUGCGGCAGCCAGUUGAUGUUGGAAGGGGUCCCGCCGACUAGCCGGCAAAGUCUGGUAAUCGACACGCGGGAGUUGCGUCCAUGCGUCCGUUCGUUGCACACGUGUGUGUCCGGCAAUGUGUCGUUACAUAUUCAUGAAUAAAUUACAAUAUUACAUUUGAUCUUAAAAACUGUUAUUAUUCGUGUGUCCGGUACGGCGUGACCGGAUUUCAAACGCUGCGGUGUUUUAAUGGUGCAUUGUGAUGUACUUCCCGUACAGAAACAAAACUAGGCGCCAAUUCAGAACAAUCGUUUCGUUUUUCCCUAGACAAGUGUGCCUAAGUCGAUGGUGACUCGAUGAAAUCCAUGAGGUGAAAUUGACUUCAAGACAAUCGUCAUGAGUCUGUUCAAUACGUCUUACUUACUGGGUAACGACACUGUCGGGGGAUGGGGCCUUCGGUACUUUUUCACGUUUUACUCGGAAUUCGGUGAUGAGAAAACCGAGUCCACCAUCGAAGUGACCGUGCUCAUGGUGAUAUUUGCAGCAUCCGUCAUAGCCAACAUCACUAUAGCUUGGGCCGUCCUCCGUUACAAGGAGAUGAGGACCGUCACCAAUUGUUUCCUACUCAACCUCACUGUGGCCGAUCUAUUGUUUGCCAUCACCACUCCUAUAUUGGCCUACGUUCGGAUAUGGCCGAAUUGGCCUUUUGGAGAUCUCGUUUGUCGACUGCUACCUUAUUCUCAGUUUGUAUGCGGAUUCGUGCUGCUGUGGACUCUGACGCUGAUCAGUAUGGAUCGACAUAGAUGCAUUGUGGUGCCGCCGUAUCGGUCGCGACUGACGCCUAAGCGAGCUGCUUGGCUGACCGUGUUCACGUGGCUGAUCGCAAGUGUCGUGUUCAUGCCCGUACCUUUCUGGUUUCACCAACAGACUGUUCAUAAUGGAGAUAUAAAUAUUUGCACCUUAGUGUUCCCCAAAAACGAUACGUUCAGACUGUCUAUCGUUUUCACGGUGACUGUAGUAUCGUUAUCCUGUCUGCUGCCCCUGUCGUUAUUCGUUUACCAUUAUCAGCGAAUAUUCCACAAACUUAACAAAACGCGCCGACGGCUUCAACAGUCAGCAACUUACCGCACGAAAACCAUGUCGCAAAACAGCCUGUCUCCGCCGUCGUCAAAUUCUAUUCCACAGGUAUUAGUACGACACGAGGAACUCAGAUACAAAAAACACGUCAGAGUGGUGCGGGUAUUGUUAAUCAACGUCAUAGUCGUGCUAGUCAUGUGGUUGCCCAUAACUGUAGUCAUGUGUCUUAUCUAUGUGGACGGCAGCAGGGACACGGACGACACAAACUUCUUCCUGCGAUCGCAUCACUUCAUUAUGAGCUUGCUUUUCGCUUUACUCAACACUGUUGUCAACCCAAUACUGUACGGUGUCUUAUCGGAAAAUUUCCGAAAAUGUUUUGCCCGUUUGUGGUUCAUAUCUAAAAGGCGGCGAGCCAUGAACCGUGAACUUUUGGACAACAUGAGCAAAGGAUGUCGUACGCCCAGCAACGGUAAUAAUAAUUCAGCGCUACACCCGGGCAGUUCAGCGUCCGUCGUCGAACUACCUCCAACUAAUUGUUGGUAACAACCUAGAGGCGUUAAAGCUUUUCACUAGGACUUGAGUUAUUUUUCAGUGAAUAAUCAAAACAUUCCGGCGUUGGUUGAAUGAGUUACUCAGUAAAAUUAAGUACCAUUUUGAUGCCAAAGUAACUUAAUUUUAUGUAAGCCCAGUAUUAUUAAUUAACGGUUAAUGUAUUUUUUACUUUACUGUAAAAAAGUGUUGUAUGUCAUUAUCAACGAUUUAAUUGUUUGAUAAACAAUUGUCUAGAAAACAGAGUUGUUUUUUACUAAAAUAACGACUUGAUUCGGUAUGUGAUCUCAUUAUGUCAACAAAUUUCAAUAGACUAUUAAUAAUAAUCAACCAUGUUUUCUAAACUAAUUUAUAAUACAAACCAACUAUAUGUAUUUCUCAAGUAUAAUAUUUAAUCAAAAAGAGUAUAUAAUGAUCAAAUUUGUAAUGUUUAAAAAUUAGAAUCGACUAAUAUUGUUGCAAUUAAGAUUAUAUACAAAAUUUUUUAUACUAAAUGUGAUUUUUAUUUAUGUUUUAUAAUGUUUUAAGUCGGGUAAUCGACUAAUCAAGAUAUUUAUUUAUUUAUUGAAUAUGUUCAAAAUUUGUACUAUAAUUUUACAGUUCAUUACAUGUAUUAAUUUUCGGUUUAUUGAAAUAUUUACAAGUAUUGUAUUAAUUUAUUAAAUGUAAUAAAACAUUGUGAUUUAUUUUAAUACUAUGUCAUUUUUAGUGUUCAUUUUUUUAUUAUACCGUAACA